AUGCGCAACAAACGAGCCAGUGGCCCAUCUCCAGACGCUGACAAGUUUCAGAACGAAGCAGUGAUCUUGGAGGAUGUACCGUCUGAUGGCGCCCCGCGCAAAGACGUGGAUGUUGCGGCCCAAUUCCUGGCCACGUUGGACACCUCUGUCGCCCAAGAGCCCGUCUCGCCUCAAGAGGAACGACGGCUGCUUUGGAAGAUUGAUCUGACGAUUUUACCGCUGAUCCUAGUCACCGUUGUCCUUGCGGCCAUUGACAAAGUGAUCAUCUCCAAUGCGGCGAUCUACGGCAUGUCGGAAGAUACCAAUUUGGUGGGAAAUCAGUUCUCCUGGGUCGGCUCGCUCUUCUACUUUGGCUACCUGGUGGCCGAGUACCCUGCAGCCGUCCUCAUCCAGCGCCUCCCCCUCGCAAGGUUCUUCGCCAUCACCAUCAUGGGGUGGGCGGUCAUGAUGUUGUGCACUGCUGCCACCAACAAUUUCGGUUCCUUAGCCGCCGUCCGAUUUCUCAUGGGUAUGAUGGAGGCCUUUGUCUUCCCCGUGUCAAGCAUCAUGACGGUCAUGUGGUGGCGAAAGAGGGAGCAGCCAAUUCGCGUGGCUUUCUGGUUCAAUUCGCUUUCCACCGUCUUCUCCGGGAUUGUGAGUUACGGCAUCGGCCAUACGAACACGGCUCUGCAUCCCUGGCGCCUGUUGUUCCUCGUCUUGGGCGGGUUUUCCAUCCUUUGGGCCAUCGUCAUCUUCAUUUUUCUGCCCAGCUCACCCGUCGAUUGUUGGUAUCUCAGCGAGCGGGAGAAGUAUGUGUGCCUCUACCGCGUGAGGGAGAACAACACCGGAGUGGAGGAUAAGAAGGUGAAAUGGUACCAGGUCCGUGAAUGCUUGACGGAUCCCAAGACCUGGCUACUGGCCAUAUUUGCCAUUGCGCAGAACAUCCCGAACUCGGGCAUUGUUACUUUUGCGGCGAUUAUCGUGCGGGGGAUGGGCUAUUCGCCCAUCAAGACGGUGGUCAUCGGGAUUCCCACAGGCAUCAUUGCCACAGUCUGGCAGAUUCUUCUGUCAAUCAUUCAGUCCUAUCUGCCCAACACCCGAUGCGCUUUUAUUGCCGGGGGAGAUAUGGUCACUCUGGCAUCCGCCAUCAUGUUAUGGAAGUUCGACCGUGACAACCGGAGUGGACUCCUAGCUGCUUACUACUUAUUCUACACGUAUUGGGCGCCGUACGUGCUGGCAACCUCCCUGCCCAUGGCAAAUACGUCCGGUCACUCCAAGAAACUCGCCAUGAAUGCUGUCUUCUUUAUCUCCUAUUGUGUGGGGUGCAUCUUGGGACCACAGACCUUCCGCUCGAACGAUGCGCCCACAUAUUCUCGUGGAUUUGAAGGCCAGAUGGCGUGCUUUGUCGUGGCAAUUGCCGCCAUCUCCGCGUAUGGGUUCCUGUGCUAUUUGGAAAACAAGAAGAGGGACCGUCAAGAGCCAGGUACGGCGGUCUUGGACUCAAAUUUGACCCAAACCUCGUUUUCUGAUCUCACAGACUUCGAGAAGAAGGAAUUCCGGUAUACCUAUUGA
Fonsecaea nubica is the source of this 1551-nucleotide messenger RNA. RefSeq lists its product as hypothetical. Gene Ontology annotation, biological process: transmembrane transport. The coding region runs from base 1 to 1551 and encodes 516 amino acids. Gene Ontology annotation, molecular function: transmembrane transporter activity. Gene Ontology annotation, cellular component: membrane. Lineage: Eukaryota; Fungi; Ascomycota; Eurotiomycetes; Chaetothyriales; Herpotrichiellaceae. The record is from RefSeq and is a predicted model, not a curated record. The transcript is spliced from 2 exons.